Molecule: messenger RNA, 2891 nt
Organism: Stegodyphus dumicola
Lineage: Eukaryota; Metazoa; Arthropoda; Arachnida; Araneae; Eresidae
Product: sodium/potassium-transporting ATPase subunit beta-like
Biological process (GO): intracellular potassium ion homeostasis; potassium ion import across plasma membrane; sodium ion export across plasma membrane
Cellular component (GO): sodium:potassium-exchanging ATPase complex
Molecular function (GO): ATPase activator activity
Source: RefSeq, a predicted model, not a curated record
AGGCAUAUUAAAAAUCUUCAGAAAUGGCCAUGCAUUUCAAAGGAUUUAUAAUGAACUUCUAGAUCGCACUUGCUUCGAAUCAGCAGUUUAAGAAAUCUUCUCAUUUGUUUUACUGAAAUCAAAUAGUCCACUUCAGCUUGAGAGAAGUAUUCGAAGAUCUGAUUCAUCCAGGUGGCCGAAGGUGGUAGGGGGAGGUGUGGCCGGUCACUUUCUUCCCGAGUCGAAAGAGGAUGAACACAGACAUCGAGAAGCAGCAAGGUAAAAACGGCAACAAAAAUAAUCCCGAUAAAGACAAGAAAAAAGAUGGACAGUUUGCCAAGGACGACGCUGACAUGAAAAAGGAAGCAGACGUUGAAGAACCUGCGGAAGAUUCUCCACUUAAAGGAAAAGACGGCAACAUGGAUAACAAAGAGAACGAUACCAGCGCUCCUGCCGGCGAAAAGUCUGGGGCGAAAGAGGGCGCGAAAGGACUUCGAGAAUGGUUAUCAAAGUCCAGGGUCAAGUGGUGGAUUGCAGUUCUAGUGGCCAUCGUACUUCUGACGGUCGUCCUUGUGGGUACUUUAUUAGCUGUGGAAGAUGACGAUUAUGAUAUCGUUGAUAACAGCGUACGACUGGUGAAGCUGUGGCCACGCCCGAACAAACCCAAGAACGUCAUCAACUUUGUGCAUGGAUCUUUACCAGAUGAAGGACGCAUAUGGCCCGACCUGACGAAGCAACUGGAGCAACUUCUAGCACGGUACAGAAAUCCACUCAACAGAACCGGAAAAGUGGUGGAGUGCUACGGAAGCAGUCCAAUUAUGCAAGAGGAUAAAGUCUGCAAAUUUAACGUGGCACCUAUUAUGGUGGAAUGCAGCAAGGAUGAGAAUUUUGGCUACGACAAGGGUAAACCAUGCGUUUUUCUCGAAUUCAACAACAUCACUGAUUGGAUACCAGAACCUUACACGGCUAGGGAGUUGGAAAAUUACGUCGACGUCUCCAAAUUGAAUGCAGCCACUUCAAACUUGGUAUACUUAGAUUGCCAAGGUGAUUCUCUUGUAGACCAGGAGAACAUGGGUCGCAUACAGUACACUCCAGAUCGAGGAUUUCCAAUACAGUUUUUCCCAUACCGCAGGCAACCGGAAUACAUGCCUCCUUUGGUGGGAAUACGGUUCACCAAUCCAGCCGUAGGAGUAGCUGUUUCCGUCACAUGCAAACUGUGGGCGAAGAACAUUAAUCACACCGAUGAAGCUGUACCUAGCGGACAAAUAUCUUUCAAUUUGCUCGUAGACUGAAGAUCCUUCAAAGAGAAAGAACACUGAAACUAACAAAGCAUUAAAAAUGUAAAACCCCAAUUCUUUCCAUUUUUUGCCCCUCUGCUGAAUGUUAAAAAAGUAUAAACAAACAAAUCCAAAGAACUACAGAAACUAAUCAAACGUGGUGAAAGAACUCUGGUGCCAAACACUGAAAGUUCUGCUCAGUUGGUUGAAGCAGGCCUGUUUUAUUUUUUCCAUGUCCGGUAUUUUCGAUGUUUACUUGAUGUUGAUGGCUAAUGUGUUGCGAAAUCUGACUUUCCGAUUGAAAAUACAUACUCUGGAUCUAUUGCUUGCUGAAACUAUAUGCUCCUGAAAGUAAUAUACUUGCGUGAGAUAUAAAUUACGCUUGCUUGGAAACACCUUCGAUUUACUCGUGACUUUAAUAGUAACUCACAAGUUAACGUCGUCAAUAUGACUCCACUCAGAACAGAGUCACGGCAAUUUUCCAACAAUUCAGAUGUGCAGUAGAAACUCUCAGAAAGCAAAGACUUUCACUGUCUCCUUUCCAGGCUCUUUCGUGUCCAAGAGCCAAGAGCUAAACACCUAUACAUUGAAUAAGAGAUAAAUUCAUUUCAGCGUACACGAAAUCUGGUGAAUUACGAAAAAUAUAUAAAGAAGAAGCACAUGAAGAAUCUGGUGACCAACAGUGUUUACGUCAAUUACUUCCUUUUUUCCCUCAUUUUCAGCUAAUGACAUGAUGUCAAGUUUUAAUGCCAUAAUUUUGCUCAGACAGAAGAUAUGUGUGUUCUUGUAAAUAACCCAAUAUAAAUUUUUGUUUAGGUUUUAUUUUCUUUAUGGUAGUUUAUUUAGGUAUGAAAUAUAUAUUGAUAAUCUAAAUCUGGUUUCUAUAUUUUAAUUUAAAAAGUUAAAAGUAUUGUCACAAGUUAGAAAAACUUUCUCUUUCGUUGAUGUACAGGAUGGCUACAACGGAAUAAGUUUGGAAAUUCUAAAUGGUAAUAUAUGUCAGAAAAGACUAGUCGUUAAAUUUCACAUUCACUUUUUCAAUAAAUGCUAUGUUAGUAUGACUUUUUUGUAUUCUUUUUUGUAAGAAUAUUUAAAGAAUUUAUUCUACGGACAGUUCACAUAUAAUUUAAAAUUUCAUUACAUACAUAAUGCUAGAAGCAAAACUAUAGAAUCCUCAGUGUUGUAUAUUCAGAAACCCACCCAAAUUAUAGCUUUUAUCAAAACAAUUUUAUGGAAGUAUAGUAUUCAUAUAAGCAUGUCUGCAAUAUGGGAUCAAAAAAUAAGCAUAAAAAAGCAAUUUUAAAAAUUAUUUUAAAUAGAAGCUGCCCAACUACAGUAACCCAGAAGACCACAUUUUGCAGGACAUUGAUGUUAUUGCAAAUGAUAUGAAAGAACGUUGCUAACAUUUAAUGCAAAUGUGAUCAUUGAUAUUAAUUAUUAUCUUUCGUAACGUUUUCGAAAUUGCUGUGAUUUUUUUAAAUUGUAUGCACACCAUUAACCUCACAAUGCUAGUUCCUUUCUUUUGUCAUUUAUAGUUAUUUUCUCUUUCCUUUUUGUUAACUGUCAAGCUUAUUUGUAAUUUUUCAUUACUUUUUGUUAAUUAUCAAGCUCAUUUAUUUUUCUUAACUAUUAAGC